Racocetra fulgida is the source of this 351-nucleotide messenger RNA. The record is from the annotation of a GenBank genome assembly. NCBI's taxonomy places the organism in Eukaryota, Fungi, Glomeromycota, Glomeromycetes, Diversisporales, Gigasporaceae.
AUUAUUGCCUUUUCUGAUCGUAUUGAUGAGUUUAAGAAGUUGAAUACAGCAGUCUUAGCAGCUUCUUGUGACAGCCAAUUCUCUAUCACUAAAUCGUAUGGAAUUCUGGUCGAAGAAGAAGGAGUUCCCCUUCGAGGAUUGUUUAUUAUAGACGGUAAAGGCAUUAUCCGCCAAAUAACUAUCAAUGAUCUUAUGGUGGGACGCAAUGUUGAUGAAACACUUAGACUUGUUGAAGCUUUUCAAUUCACUGAUAAACAUGGCGAAGUCUGUCCGAUCGGUUGGAAAAAGGGUGAUAAGGCCAUCGAUGUAAAAAAAGGGCAAGAUUACUUUGCAGAAACUUACAAAGAAUGA